GCAAAGUGGCCAGCACGUGCAGCACCACGCAGCCCAACGAUGCCCGACACCGCUGCCGUGGCUCGAGCCAAAGCGUUUCUACCUGAGCUGAAGGCAGCCAACGCUGCACUGCCAAAAGAGCCAAGCGCAGAGGGCAUCAAAGUCACGGCCAUUGACAGCGAUGACGGCUCACAAUCCGAUGCUAGCUCAGAUACGCCAGAAGGCCACAUCGAGAUGGAAGUCGCGGCAGGCGUCUUUGAGGAGAGGAAGCCGCCAGUGGCAGCACCCGAGGCCCUGAGCGAGGAAGAUGAGUACGACGAAGACGACGAAUCAGAGUACGACGAGACGCUGGACAUGUGCAUACCUGAAGGAUGGGCUAGAGUGGAGGUCGAGCCAGGCGUCUUUGACGUCGUCCGAGUCGCCAAUCGUAGGAAGCGACACUACUCCCCCAUCCAAGAGCCGUUUUCUGACGAAGAUGAUGAUGAAGAUGAUGACGAAGAACUCGAUGACGAGGAAGAGUACGAGAACGAAUCAGAUCAUGAUGACAAGCCGCAAGCGGUCUCAAAACGGCCGAAGAUUGAAGUCUUGAGCAGUACCUCAGCAAAAAGUAAAUGAUGACGAAGAUGCAAUGAGCAACAAUUAUGUAAGGGUAGCAUAAGUGAUGUACAUCGAUCAAUAUAUCGAGCCACC
Messenger RNA from Mixia osmundae IAM 14324, 669 nucleotides. RefSeq lists its product as uncharacterized. Gene Ontology annotation, biological process: box C/D snoRNP assembly. The record is from RefSeq and is a predicted model, not a curated record. NCBI's taxonomy places the organism in Eukaryota, Fungi, Basidiomycota, Mixiomycetes, Mixiales, Mixiaceae. The transcript is spliced from 4 exons. Bases 40 to 594 code for a protein of 184 amino acids.